Molecule: messenger RNA, 770 nt
Organism: Aspergillus campestris IBT 28561
Lineage: Eukaryota; Fungi; Ascomycota; Eurotiomycetes; Eurotiales; Aspergillaceae
Product: MARVEL domain-containing protein
Exons: 4
Coding region: 104-634 (176 amino acids)
Biological process (GO): protein localization to plasma membrane; eisosome assembly
Cellular component (GO): eisosome; plasma membrane
Source: RefSeq, a predicted model, not a curated record
UGGUGAUCUAUCCUCUUGACAGCAACAGCUCCUGGUUUACCACCCCUUGUUACCCCACGACACACAAGUCUAUCGUUACAGCAAACCCGCUGAAUAAUUCACCAUGGGUAUGAGAGGAAUUCAGCUCGGCCUGCGGCUGUGGCAGUUCAUUUGGACCUUGCUCGUCAUGGCCCUCAUUGGUAACAUGCUGAACGAAUCCUUUGCUGGAGACCCCGCGACGGUCAACUACUGCAUGUUCGUGUCGGCGUGGUCGAUGUUCACACUACUCUACCUGGUCCCGGCGUCGUUCAAUCUUGACUGGGCCUUGUCGCCUUUCCUCAUGGUCGCUCUGGAUUUGCUCAACGCGCUCUUCUUCUUGACUGCGGGUAUUGCUCUGGCAUCGCGGCUGGAGGCUCACAGCUGCAGCAACGAAGAAUACACCCUCCACAACGAGAUCACCAAUGGCUCCUACAGCCGUCAGAAGCGCUGCCGUGAGGCCCAGGCUUCUACUGCAUUCUUGUGGUUCGCAUGGGCUGGAUAUACUGCCUCCUUCAUCAUGUCGUUCCUCAUGGCCCGUCGGUCCAACACCAGCAUGCGCGGCCGCACUGGUCCUGCCCGCGGCAGCGUUGGCCGCCCCAGCAUGGCCCAGGUGUAAAUUUGGUAUCGUCCGGAACAUCGCUCAGUAUAUCGCUCAUUUCCUGCACAAAGAUUCUGAGAACAGGAAUGCAGAAUGCACCUAGUGGAUAGCGUUGCAAGAAGAGUUACGAUACCAAGUCUAAUUAAUCGUGUUC